Lachancea mirantina is the source of this 654-nucleotide messenger RNA. The record is from the annotation of a GenBank genome assembly. Lineage: Eukaryota; Fungi; Ascomycota; Saccharomycetes; Saccharomycetales; Saccharomycetaceae.
AUGAGCAUUGUGGGAAGACAAGUUGCGGGGUUGACGUCAAUAUCGAUGCUUGGAAUCCGUAGUAUUAACUCCGGGUUCCGUUUGGGCCGUCCAUGUAUUCAUACCUUGAGUUAUGGGAGUGUAAGUAUUAUUAGACCAGUAAGUGUGAAAAGCUUGCAAGGUACCAGACAAAUAUCAUCUAAGCCAUCAAGAUUGAGCCAGAUUUCGAACAAAUGGAAGCUCAAAACACCUCCACCUGGGGGUGUAACGGGGGAUGUAAAUACGGCUUUGAAACCUCCGGAACCGGAUUAUUUCCAUGGGUCUUACCAUUGGGAUUAUGAACGUAUUAGUGCCAUUUCGCUAAUUCCGUUGGCCGUAGUGCCUGUUUGGAGUGCAUUUGCAGGUGGAGUCCCACAUCCUAUUUUGGACGCGACUUUGAGCAGUAUGUUGAUCAUACACGUUCAACAAGGUUUGACAAGCUGUAUAAUAGAUUACAUCCCAAUGCGGAAAUUUGGACCUUGGCAUAAGCUCGCCAUGUUGGGACUUUAUACUGGAUCUGCUCUUGGGAUUUAUGGUAUUUACGUUUUGGAAACGGAAAAUAAUGGCCUGAUAGAUCUGAUUGGAAGGCUUUGGAAACCAGAUGAGUCCAACUUGUAUAUAUUUGGUACGCCGUGA